This is a messenger RNA of Aspergillus clavatus NRRL 1, 2013 nucleotides long. Its product is annotated as acetate--CoA ligase. Bases 1 to 2013 code for a protein of 670 amino acids. Lineage: Eukaryota; Fungi; Ascomycota; Eurotiomycetes; Eurotiales; Aspergillaceae. Gene Ontology annotation, cellular component: cytosol. The record is from RefSeq and is a predicted model, not a curated record. Gene Ontology annotation, molecular function: acetyl-CoA synthetase activity; AMP binding. The transcript has 6 exons.
AUGUCUGACGGCGACGUUAAGCCUCGGAAGCCGGCCGUGGUCCUUGAGGCCCACGAAGUCGAUACUUUCCAUGUUCCCAAGGCGUUCUACGAGAAGCACCCCACAGGUCCUCACCUGAAAGACCUUGAUGAGUACAAGAAGCUAUACGAGGAGUCCAUUCGGCACCCCGACACUUUCUGGGCCUGCAUGGCCCGCGAGCUGCUCACUUUCGACAAAGACUUCCAGACCACUCACAUCGGUUCGCUCGAGAACGGCGACAAUGCCUGGUUCGUUGAGGGCCAGCUGAAUGCCUCGUUCAACUGUGUGGACCGUCAUGCGAUCAAGAACCCCAACAAGGUGGCCAUCAUCUACGAGGCCGACGAGCCCAGCGAGGGCCGUAUCAUCACCUAUGGCGAAUUGCUCCGUGAGGUCUCCCGCGUCGCGUGGGUUCUGAAGCAGCAGGGCGUCAAGAAGGGCGACACUGUCGCUAUCUACCUCCCCAUGAUUCCCGAAGCCGUUGUAGCUUUCCUCGCCUGCUCCCGUAUUGGCGCCGUUCACUCCGUCGUCUUUGCCGGUUUCUCUUCCGAUUCCCUCCGUGACCGUGUUCUCGACGCCGGCUCUAAGGUCGUCAUCACCACUGAUGAGGGUAAGCGUGGCGGCAAGGUCAUCGGCACCAAGCGCAUCGUCGACGAGGCUCUCAAGCAGUGCCCAGAUGUCACCAGUGUGCUCGUCUACAAGCGUACCGGGGCUGAGGUUCCCUGGACCCAGGGUCGCGAUGUUUGGUGGCACGAGGAGGUUGAGAAAUACCCCAACUAUCUUGCCGCCGAGCCCAUGAACUCCGAGGAUCCUCUCUUCUUGCUCUACACCUCCGGUUCCACCGGUAAGCCUAAGGGUGUCAUGCACACUACCGCUGGCUACCUGCUCGGCGCGGCCAUGACUGGCAAGUACGUCUUUGACAUUCACGACGAUGAUCGCUUCUUCUGCGGUGGUGACGUUGGUUGGAUUACCGGUCACACCUAUGUCGUCUAUGCGCCUUUGCUCUUGGGUUGCUCGACCGUGGUCUUCGAGAGCACUCCCGCCUACCCCAACUUCUCCCGCUACUGGGAUGUCAUUGAGAAGCACAAGGUCACCCAAUUCUAUGUUGCGCCCACUGCUCUGCGUCUGCUGAAGCGUGCCGGAGACGAGCACAUCCACCACAAGAUGGAGCACCUGCGUAUCCUGGGUUCGGUCGGUGAACCCAUCGCAGCUGAGGUGUGGAAGUGGUACUUCGAGAAGGUCGGAAAGGAGGAGGCCCACAUUUGCGACACAUACUGGCAAACCGAGACCGGUUCGAACGUCAUCACUCCCCUGGGUGGCAUUACACCCACCAAGCCUGGCAGUGCCUCGAUGCCCUUCUUUGGCAUUGAGCCCGCUAUCAUUGACCCCGUGUCUGGCGAGGAGAUUUCCGGUAACGACGUGGAGGGCGUGCUUGCCUUCAAGCAGGCCUGGCCUAGCAUGGCCCGGACGGUGUGGGGCGCCCACAAGCGCUAUAUGGAGACCUACCUGAAUGUCUACAAGGGCUACUACUUCACGGGAGACGGUGCUGGCCGUGAUCACGACGGAUACUACUGGAUUCGUGGCCGUGUUGAUGACGUUGUCAACGUUUCUGGACACCGUCUGUCUACUGCUGAGAUUGAAGCCGCUCUUAUUGAACACCACCAGGUUGCCGAAGCUGCAGUGGUUGGUAUUGCCGAUGAGCUGACCGGCCAGGCCGUGAAUGCCUUUGUUUCGCUCAAGGAGGGCACUGAGUCGAGCGAGCAAGUCCGCAAAGAUCUUGUGAUGCAGGUCCGCAAGUCGAUUGGACCUUUCGCCGCUCCCAAGGCGGUUUAUGUUGUGGAGGACCUUCCCAAGACUCGCAGUGGUAAGAUCAUGCGCCGUAUUCUGCGCAAGAUCUUGAGCGGUGAAGAGGAUAGCCUGGGUGACACCUCGACUCUGUCCGAUCCUUCUGUGGUCGACAAGAUCAUUGGGACUGUCCAUGCUGCUAGAGGCAAAUAA